AUGGACUGCGCCUUUCCGUUCAGCUCUGCUGCACAACGCUUGCUGCAGCUGGAUGAGGAGCAGCGGGAUCAGUGGAAGUACUCUCGGUGUAUAAGGCCCCGGUACCACCACAGUGAGCACAGCCUGAGCCCAGUUGGCCAGGGAUGCCCCAACAGCCGCUUGGAGCCACUGGAGUGCCGGGAUCUGCUGGUCCAGAAUGCGCUCUUCACCGGGGACCUGGAGAUGGUGCAGAAGUAUUUCACCAAGAGUGCAGCCAUCAAUCUCAUCAUUAAGACCAAGGGUGAUGAGCUGCGCUGGACCAGCAGGAAAUUUGGACUGUGGUCUCUGAGCUAUGAGCAGGAGCUCACCACGCCGCUGCACAUCACAGCCAGCCGGGGCUACACAGACUGCCUGCAGCUCCUGCUGCUCAGGGGUGCUGCCGUCAACUUUGCGCCAGGGGGUAAGACUGCCCUGCAUGAGGCUUGUGCAGCAGCCAGUACAGACUGCGUGCGCCUGCUGCUCCGCUUUGGUGCUGACCCUGAGGCUGUCUCUGAGGAUGGCUACGAGCCCCUGCAUCUCUGCAAGAGCCCAAACUCCAUCGAGUGUGUCAGGCAGCUGCUGCAGCAUGGCGCCAGUGUGAACAGUCGGACAGAGGAGGAACGCGACACAGCACUGCAUGUAGCAGCACGGCAUGGCCUAGCAGACCACGUCCAGCUGCUUCUGCGCUAUGGAGCAGAGCUGGAGGCAAAGAAUGAGGAGGGGCAGACGCCACUGAAUGCUGCCUGUGCUCAACCCCAUCAACCCCAGGACAUGGACCGCUACUAUCGCGUCUGCCAGCUGCUGGUGGAGAGUGGUGCUAGUAUCAAUGCUGCAGAUAGGGACCGCCAGCACCCACUUCACCUGGCCUGCAAGAAUGCCAAUGCUCAAGUAGCAGAGUUACUGCUGGCCCGGGGUGCAAAUGUCAACGUCAUGAACUACAGCGGCAACACGGCACUGCACAAUAUCCUGCAAGCAACUGCCUACAAGCUAGAGCACCACCCAGAGCUUGUGGUGCAAGCCCUGCUCAACCACGGUGCCAUCCGCAUCUGGCCUGGUUCCCUCCUCAAGGUGCUGCAGUACUGCCAUACCUGCCCGCGUGUCAUCGAGGCCCUGAUGAACAGCUAUGAUCACGUGCGCGUCUCUGAGGACUGGGUGGAAGUCGUUCCAGCAGAGGUUGUACAGAAAUACCCGCGUUUCUACCAGUCACUUUUCUCCCUGGAGCAAAGACCUCGCUCCUUGCAGCACCUGGCUCGCUGCACACUCAGGACCUUCCUGGAGGGCCGGUUGCUUCUGGUCCUGUCUCAGCUGCACCUGCCAAGUGCCUUGCACCGUUUCCUGCUGCUCGGCUUCGAGGACGUCCUCUACUAA
Molecule: messenger RNA, 1386 nt
Organism: Fulmarus glacialis (Northern fulmar)
Lineage: Eukaryota; Metazoa; Chordata; Aves; Procellariiformes; Procellariidae
Gene: ASB10
Product: ankyrin repeat and SOCS box containing 10
Exons: 5
Coding region: 1-1386 (461 amino acids)
Biological process (GO): intracellular signal transduction
Molecular function (GO): protein binding
Source: RefSeq, a predicted model, not a curated record